Lasiosphaeria miniovina is the source of this 2927-nucleotide messenger RNA. RefSeq lists its product as uncharacterized. NCBI's taxonomy places the organism in Eukaryota, Fungi, Ascomycota, Sordariomycetes, Sordariales, Lasiosphaeriaceae. The transcript has 3 exons. Bases 120 to 2534 code for a protein of 804 amino acids. The record is from RefSeq and is a predicted model, not a curated record. Gene Ontology annotation, cellular component: membrane. Gene Ontology annotation, biological process: fungal-type cell wall biogenesis; transmembrane transport.
GAACGGCCAAUUACAGGACGAGUCAACAAACAGUUGGAUCGACCGACCUGUCCAAUCCAGCAUAUACCGAUCUCAACUUCACGGCCUUGGUGCCGAAACCCCGAAGGAAAUCGGGUGGAAUGGCGACAUUAUGCCUCAAAGGGCGGCUCCUCAAGGUCCUGUUAGCCGGGGCACUUUUGGCGAACGGUGUUUUGGGUGCCGAUAUCCUCCAGACGGUGGGCUUCAGCAGCUGCGGCAGCGACACGAACAUCACGGUGCAAAAGGCCGACAUCAGCUACAACAAUGACAACAAAACAAUCGUCUUCAACGUGGCAGGGACAAGUACGAGGGUGCAAAAUGUAACGGCUAUCCUCAACGUCACAGCAUAUGGGCAAAACAUCUACUCCAAUGCAUUCGACCCCUGCGAGAAGUCUACAUUCGUGGAACAGCUUUGUCCUGUCCCCGCUGGCAGCUUUGCGGCGCAGGGUGUCCAAGCCAUCCCGCCGGAGUAUGCAAACAUGGUUCCCUCGAUCGCUUUUCAGGUUCCAGAUAUCGCGGCAUUCGCAACCCUCCAGCUACAAUCUAAGGAUACUGGCGAGAAGGUCGCAUGCAUCCAGUCGCAGGUAUCCAACGGCAAGACGGCAAACCUGCCCGCCGUCUCGUACGUAGCUGCCGGUAUUGCGGGAGCUGCCCUCAUCAUGACGGGUAUUUCGGCCGCUGGCGCAGCCUUCGCGGGAGGCGGCGGUGCGGCAUCCGGAAGCACAGCAGCUGGCGGCUCGGGGGCUCCAAGUCCAACGUUUACCGAGGUCUUUGGAUGGUUUCAGGGCAUGGCCAUGAAUGGCAUGAUGUCGGUAAACUAUCCAAACGUCUACCGGAGCUUCUCCAAGAACUUUGCCUUCUCGACAGGCCUGAUUCCCUGGACUCGAAUGCAAGAGUCUAUCGACAGCUUCCGUGCUUCGACUGGAGGCAACCUCACGAACAACAGCGUGCAGUCUCUAAGGAAUGCGACCUUGGUCUUCCCCGAUGGAUCGUCGUCACCAUUCCAGGCGAGGAGCGUCAAGGGGGCGUUCGAAGAGUUCGCUCGGCUGGCUUCAAGACAAAUCACGUCGAGUGUCAAUCAAACCUCGGGCGCCGGCCAGGGGGAAACUGGGACCGGGGAAAGCGUUCGAGUUGCGGUCAGCGGCAUCGAGGGCUAUGUGCAGGAGCUCAGCAUUCCCUCGGCCAACACCUUCAUGACAGUGCUCUUGAUCGUUGCGAUCGUCAUUGCGGCCAUCGCAGUUGGCAUCUUGCUCGUCAAAGUCGUCCUGGAAUUCUGGGCCUUGUUUGGCAGCUUCCCCAAGGGGCUGGCGGGCUUCCGUAAGCACUACUGGGGCUCGAUCGCCCGCGCCAUCACCAAUUUGAUCCUGCUUCUCUACGGCGUGUGGGUUCUCUACUGCGUCUUCCAGUUUACCAAGGGCGACUCUUGGGCGGCCAAGACGCUCGCUGGCGUCACCCUCGCCUUAUUCACCGGUAUCCUUGCCUUCUUCUCUUUCAAGAUCUGGCACACGGCGCACAAGCUCAAGAAGAUGGAGGGCGAUAUUGGUGCUCUAUACGAGGACAAGAGCAUCUGGGUCAAGUACAGCCUGUUCUACGAGUCGUACCGCCGAGACUACUGGUGGAUCUUCGUACCGACCAUCAUCUACAUGUUUGCCAAGGGCUGUGUCCUCGCGGCCGCCGAUGGACACGGGAUGGUUCAGACAAUCGCCCAGCUCGUCAUUGAGGCUGUCAUGAUGGUCCUCCUCCUCUGGAGUCGCCCUUACGAACGGCGCUCGAGCAACGUUAUCAACAUCGUCAUCCAGGUCGUGCGCGUGCUGUCGGUGGCUUGCAUACUGGUGUUUGUCGAGCAGUUUGGCAUCGCGCAGACGACGCAGACAAUCACCGGCGUGGUUCUUAUUGCGGUGCAGUCGGCUCUGACUGGAAUCCUGGCCAUCUUGAUUGCCUGGAAUGCCAUCAUUGCUUGCUGCAAGGAGAACCCGCAUCGCAAGCGCCGCAAGGAAAUGGAGAAAAUGCAACGCGACACUCUCACGCCUCUGGAUGCGCGGAACUCUUUGUUGCUGGACCGCUCAAAGUCGGCAAAUUCGGAAGCAUCCGAGCCGCUCAAGCCGGGCUUCGGUGUCGACAACCAGGAAGUGGCCGCUCGCUCCAUCUCGCCUGACCGGUAUCUCAACGCCGAACCGCCAUCCAAAUCUUUGUUCGCGCCCCGUUCCGGGGCCUACCGGCCAAUAACACCGGCAACACCAAUGGCGGUGUCGCCUCUCAACUCGACAGAAAACCUCCUCAACACAGCACCCGCAGGAUCAGCCGACACGCGGCAGCCCACGUUGCCAAAUAUGAGCGGCGGCACCAGUUACGCGGGUGCCGCUGGUUACAACAACUACAGCGGGCCAAGCCGCCCGUACAGACCCCCGGCGCAAACCGGCUAUGGUGGGGCGCGCCAGUACGGCGGGGGCGGGGGCGGGGGUGGAUACGGCUACGGUGGUGGGCCUUACGGAGGGCAGCCUCCCCGUGGCUAUUAAGCGGCGCGAGCGGCGCAUCGAUUAAGCAUAAUUUCUCUUUAUCACUUACCCCUCAUCCGGUAUAGAAACAAGCAAACGAGGGCAUUUGCAUGGAGGCUCGGCCGACAGUAUAUAUUUGGCGAUUUAUUUUCUUUUUGUACAUGGCCUAUUUUCAUGGGGUCGGCACAACGGUCUGGAGAAGGCGGGGGAGUUGUUUAUGUUUAAAAUGAUACCACACUAUGCAUAGUUAGCUUUGACAAAUAAUCAAAUCUCAUAUAAGAGAGACCAAGAGACACUGGGAAUGCAACUUGAACUGAUUAAGUUAGAGCUAAGAUGAGUUGUAGGUAAGUUUGUGACAGUGGUUACGGAUAUUCCACUGUAUUGUCUGCUGGGUGCGGCCCAUUCUUACCAGGC